GAGAGAGAGAGUGAAGGAGAGGCUGUGUUGUUGAAAGAAGGCCCCAUACAGUAUGCGUUAGUGUUGGUACUUAUUUGGUGUCGUUGCGUGGAGAGACUCACACAUUCACUAUGUUGCUCUCUCUGCUGUUGCUUCUGCCGCUGCUGCCGAUCUGCAGCAGCCAGGCUAGUUUUUAUGGGACAGUGAUGACUUACUAUCCAAAAAACACUAACGCAGAUGGAUCUGUCACGGUGGUCCUACGCUAUAAGCUAAGCUUCCGCACUUGCCAAGAGAUUGGGUUGUGGACCUGCGGCAGUGGGGAUUGUGGGAAUGAGAGUUCUUUAGUGCUAAGCAUAGUGGACCAGAACAGCAAUGGAGCGGUGUGUCAGAGAGAGGGAAUCAUGACUCGCCAGGCUCCUAGCAACGCUCCGUUUCAGCUGGUUUUGAACGGGAAUUCCUGGAUAGAGAACAUACAAAACAUCUCUCGGUGGAGGGCUGUGACUCUGGUUGAACUAAGGAACCGGUCGGACACCGGCCAGGCCAACAUAUCACCCCAGACCACCAUCCUGCCAGAUCUGAGAGUUCCUUCAAACUGUCAGAGAGAUUUCAGCCUGUUGGCGUAUGACCCUGAUGGAGAUGAAGUUAUAUGCAGUUUUGGAGACAUAACAAUACCCUCCUGUACUCUGUCAUUCAUCCCAGUAAGUAACAGUUUUGAAGGCGUGUACGUCCAACAGCUGUUGAUGGAGGACUUUCCCAGGCAGAAUAUCAGCCUAACUCAAACUGGCGGUUUGCAGUCGAUCAUAACUCCCAACGAAGCUAUCAGCCAAAUACCUGUCCAGUUUGCUUUUAGACGGGACCCUGCAGUGCCAUCUUGCACAGAAGGACUCUAUCUGCCCAAAUUCCUGCCCCCAACCCCAGCCAACAGAGCUGAGCUGUACACCUCUGUCAAUCACACCCUGGAAAUCAGCAUCAGUGCAGAGGCAAAUGUCUCCACAAUAUCUGAGCUGCUGUUCAGCGGGCCGUACAACGCAGUCCAGACUACAUCAGGAACAGGACAGUACACCCUGAGAUGGACGCCGUCUGAACAAGAAGAUGGAGAAAGCCACCCGAUCUGCUUUGUUGUCCAGGCAGUUUCCAAUUCCAGCACGUAUCAGUCUGAGCUUCGAUGUGUCGUUGUGAUUGUUGGAAACGGUGAGUCAAACCUUUCCUUGUUUUUACAAAUGUUUUGAAUUGCUUUUCUGAUUUCCUGGAUUGAGAAGUUGAUGUGUAAUCUACAUUCUGUCUAUCGGUUCACU
Molecule: messenger RNA, 1274 nt
Organism: Etheostoma cragini (Arkansas darter)
Lineage: Eukaryota; Metazoa; Chordata; Actinopteri; Perciformes; Percidae
Exons: 8
Coding region: 111-1208 (365 amino acids)
Source: RefSeq, a predicted model, not a curated record